This is a messenger RNA of Caenorhabditis briggsae, 951 nucleotides long. The transcript is spliced from 5 exons. Bases 1 to 951 code for a protein of 316 amino acids. Lineage: Eukaryota; Metazoa; Nematoda; Chromadorea; Rhabditida; Rhabditidae. The record is from RefSeq and is a predicted model, not a curated record.
AUGAAGAUGAUGAGCAUAAGAAUAAGAGAAAGAAAAAGAAAAAGAAGCCAACUGUCGUCUUCGAAGCAGCAAGUAGUGCUGAGUCAGGCGUCGGCAGGCUCUGGCUCCGAUUCUCGAAAGCCGUCGAAGGUCAAUGUGCACGUGAAGGACGGAGGAGACGCCAGUCGCCGGAAUACCAUUGACCUCCAGAUAGGAGAGGGACGGUCCCGAAAGAAUACUUUGGUGAAGGUGAACGGAGAAGUCGUCAGUGUAACGCACUCGGCGAGUAACGACGACAUGAGUAACUCGCCGAGGAUCCCACGUAAUCUGUCGGUUCGAGCUAAGGAUCAGCAAAACGUUCAGAAUAAUCAAGAAGCUAAUGAAGAAGGAGGAAAUUCUGGAAGACGAAUUGAUAACACUCAGUCAUGGCCUUUCUUCAAUCCAUCCACUCGCUUCCGUCUUCUCAAAAUAAUAUUCGUUUUGAUGUGUCUCGUUGACAUCAUGCACUGGGCUUAUCUCCUUCGGGAUGAUACUAACGAGAAUCCGAACUCAUGGAGAUUCUAUAAAAAAUUCAAAAGCUUCGAUUUGUAUUAUCUGGUUGCUCGAAUGUUCGCGGACAUCUUCACAUGUGUUCUCGGAUUAGGAGCUGCCAUGUGGACACGAAAACCUCUAUUGACUCUUCCAUGCACCACCAUUCAGCUCCUUUUCUUGCUCAUCAGAGCUGCUGUCUGGUCGGUCAGAAGCUAUAAUCGCGUGCUUGAGAAGACUCAUGCCACCAACGAGGACAAGCUCUUCGUCGUCUGUGAAUUCUUGCUUCCUGCGAUCUGGGCCCUACUAUCCUUCCUCAUCGUCCACACAACUCGACGUCUCCGUUGCUAUGAACAACUUCACGGAUAUGCUCGUCCACCGAUCAUCGUGCUCACCGUCAAAAAUGACGAUAAUGACGAGAGCGUUCAAAUUGAAAUCGCUUAA